This is a messenger RNA of Strongylocentrotus purpuratus (purple sea urchin), 2741 nucleotides long. Its product is annotated as beta-1,3-galactosyltransferase 5. The record is from RefSeq and is a predicted model, not a curated record. Gene Ontology annotation, molecular function: hexosyltransferase activity. Lineage: Eukaryota; Metazoa; Echinodermata; Echinoidea; Camarodonta; Strongylocentrotidae. Gene Ontology annotation, cellular component: membrane. The transcript has a single exon. Bases 403 to 1716 code for a protein of 437 amino acids.
UCUAAAGGUGAAAUUCUUGAGUCUAGAUGUCGGUAAACAGUGAGUGUCAUACUUGACAUGUCUUAUGAGGGUGCAGAAUAAAUUAGCAUCAGAACACUAUCUACUUGUAAGGAUUGAGCAAAUACGCUUAAACUACAAUUUAUCUGCGAGUCGCCAUUUGGUGCCUUGAUGGCGAAGGGGGAAGACUGUACUGUGACGAUCGACAAUUUUUGGAGAAAUUAUAGUCCUCUUUUCGGCAAUUCAACCUGUGUUGUAUAUCCUUUCUCUGUUCAUGACUGAUAACAGACUAAUUGGAAACCCACAAUCGAGUUGACAGGGACAUUCAAGGAAAGCACUAAAGAUUUGGGAUUGCUAAUACUUUUCUUGUCGAUCAGCUCCUGUGUCCUUCAUCACGGAAGCAUCAUGGUGAAGAGGAUGCAUCUGGCUCGAGCUAUUGGACCCUUCUUCCUUGGUGCUAUUUUCAUGUACAGUAUCCAAAUCUUCUACAGCUAUCCAUCACUCGAGAACUACUUUAACUCUCAUGUGCGUGCCCUCGACGUUGAAAGGUAUGGGUAUGGGGGAGGGUAUGUGGACCACGCCCCGCGGGAAUAUGGAUGGAAGCAUAAUGGGAGGUAUAAAGUUAAGAGACAUCAUGCGGACAAGGUGAUGAAGACUGUUAAACGAGAAGAGUUGAAACCGAGUAAAUUUCAAUUGCUGAUAGAUGAGGUGAAUCAUCUCUUGGCUGAGGAUAUGAUUACCAAGAAUGAUGAAAGUGAGUUGGUUAUCAACCCAAAGCUUCAACAUCCAACGGCAGAAACUGGUGAAAUUAUCUACAACAAAGAUAUAACCAUACCAAGGCACAAACACUACGUGGACGAACCUGUUGAUGCUCACAACUAUACCUACAUACAUAAACCAAAAGUCUGUUCUAAGGUGACUGGACGGAGAAUAAAAGUGUUUCUCAUCUUCAUUGUGACGACAUCUCCUAAGAACUUGGAGCGCAGGAUGCUGAUCCGCAACACAUACGGCAGCAAACGCAGAUGGCCUGUUCUCACUGCCGGUGUGUUCCGGACUGUUUUUCUAUUAGGUGCGGUAGAUAACAUGACCCUGCAGAACGACAUUCACGACGAAUCUGAAACCUACAAGGACAUCGUGCAAGAGGAUUUCGUAGACAGCUACGCGAACCUAACCCUAAAGACGGUCAUGGGACUGAAGUGGGUCACAAACUACUGCAGACAUGCUAGGUACACGAUGAAGAUCGACGAUGAUUCCAUGAUCCACCAGAACAGACUGCUUCAGGUGCUGAAGAACGCUACGGCCGUGAAAUUUACAGCGGCGGAGUCGCUGAUGGAUGCCCCGGUGAUACGUAACACAAGCAGCAAGUACUACAUCUCAGAGACAUACUACCCUCUGCCCACAUACCCUCCGUAUCUAAAUGGACCAGGUUAUCUCCUAUCGUCUGACCUCACCGAAGGAAUAUACAACGUUGCUAUCAAAACACAAUUGUUUCCUUGGGAAGAUGUGUUCUUGGGGAUCUGUCUGAAGCAGCUUGGAGUCCUACCAAAACUCUAUCACGAUUUCAUCUUCAUCGUAGACAAAGAAUCACGGAUUGCAAACAAGACCAGAGCGGUAAAGCUUUUUAAACACUUCACAGUGGUCUCGAACCUAAAACCUGACGACAUGAUGCUUAUGUGGACCAAUACCCGGAUAAGGAUAUCAAGGGAUACACGACCGUAGGAAUCUUACUAAUAUUAAUUGAACUGAUCUCUCUGUCGUGUAUCUGUACUUGUGUUAUAAUGAUUUUGAAAAUGUAUGAACUAUUUCUAUUGAAACUAUAAUGGAAAAAAUCAUGCUUUUUGAUUGAGUAUAUUUGUGUUAUUGUUAAUUUGCCGAUAGGCCUACAUUGCAAUGGAAGCCAAUCUCAAUGUACUUUCAUGGUGCUAUCAUUUAUGUUACAUUGGUCCAAUUAUGUAUAUCGGUAUAUAUCUGUCCUAAACUGUCGUUCAGAGAAAUUUUCUACUUUCUACAUUAAUUUUCCUUGUUUUCUGAGUGCAUUUUGGAAAGGCACUUGGGAGAAAAUGUCAGGCUUCAUGCGAACUACAUUUUCAUAAGAAUUAUUUAGCAAGGUAUUUGUUUUCAUUGUAUUCUAGAUAUUUCAAUUGUCCAUUUCUGUCGUCAGAGAAGAAAGGGAUAAGAAGUGGGUCAGUAAAACCCAAACGCUGGUGGUUCAAGGACAAUACAUAAACAUGCUAAACGAACAAGAUGCCGAUAUAUCAUGGAAGUGCAUCAUCUAUAAUCUUCCCAGAAGAGUGCUAAGUUUUGCCGUUAGGGCUUCCAUUGAUGCACUCCCUACAUUCCGAAAUCUACAAAGAUGGGGACAGCGCCUAACAGGCAAAUGUGAUCUUUACAACAAUACGCAAACCCUACAUCAUGUAUUAAACCAUUGUCAUACGAUGUCAACUCAAGGCCGCUUCUCAUGGCGGCAUGAUAGUAUUUUGAGCUACAUAAUUAUGGCGCAAGUAGUGCUAUCAUUUGAACUGGUAUCAAGCGGGAGCAUACUUGUAAACGUCGAUUUACAAGGUAGCAUGACAAGCAAUAGAAGUAUAUUUCUGUAAACACAUGACCAACUUCAGGCCGCCCUGACAUGGUCCUUUUCCGCCCUCAUGGAAUAGAAAUUUGUGUUGAAUUGAAAGUCUCAUUUGAGAAUAACAUGACGAAUAGGAACAAGGCUUUAGUACACACCCCUGCUCAGGCGCGUACGC